AUGAUCGCCUCGUUCAUUCUGACUGCCAUUCCGGCUUUCAUUGCCCACAACUUCGAAGAUGGUGGUCCCUUCGCAAAUGUGCGGUCCACUCGAGGGAGGAUAGCAAUCCACUUUGCUCUUAAGUUCUCGCGAGGUCUUCGCAAUCCGCUCAAUAUGAGCUCGGUACUGUCCUUGAGCUGUCCAAAUGCCUCGUAUACCUCGGCAACCACAACAUUAUUCGCGCUUGCACUUAUUGGGAACAAGGACUAUCGGGCGCAAAUCCGUCCGAGCAUCUCCACAUCGGAUGACAGGGCCCUUCUGGAGGAGUAUUUUGAGGGAGCAGUCGGACUUGCGAAGCUUCGAGUAAACCCCCCGCAUCUCACCCCACUCUUUCGCCACACAACUCCCAGCUAUAAUAUGCCGGAAAUUUACCCUGGAGAAGUCGCGUACAUCACUGGUGCUGCCUCAGGAAUCGGCAAGGCACUAGCGCUGCGCCUGGUCGGACAAGGUGGACGGGUAGUCAUAGCUGAUGUUAAUGGCGAAGCUGGUGCUAAAUUCGCGACGGAAUUGAACGAGAAGGCAGGCAGCGUGGUUUCCAUCUCCGUCAAGGCGGACACCACAGUAUGGGAGGAGCAACUCGCAGGGUUCCAGCUUGCAGUCGAGACGUUCAAGCGGAUUGACUAUGUGUUCGCUAACGCGGGUGUGGCUGAGCGUCCAUGGCUCCCGCCAUUUGACCCGGCGGCCGCUGCCUCGCGUCCUCUCACAAAACCCAAUCUCUCCACGGCCGACAUCAAUCUGACAGGCCAGCUUUACACCGCGGCCUUGGCGUUGCAGACCUUCGAACGGCAAGAGCCCAGCGAGCAAUCUGGGUUCAGAGGGAAGCUCAUCAUGACUGCGUCCGUUUUUGGCUUCUUCCCUACACGCGCAAUGCCCAUGUAUGCUGCGUCCAAGGCCGGAAUUGUCCAUUUUAUGCGUUCAGCUGCCGAGUAUUACGCCGAUAAAAAUAUUACUGUCAAUGCCAUUGCGCCUAACCUGAUUGAUACGGGAAUCGCGCCAGACGUGCUCUUCGUGCCCUUCCGCGAGCAGAAUCUGCUCUCGGACAUCCAGCUGGUCUUGGACCAGUUUCAGAAACUGCUCGGAAAUAGCACUUUGAACGGCCAAGCGCUCUCGAUAAGCCAGGCUAACGUGUGGGCCCACCCUCCCGACACAUACAAGCUCGCUGAGAACCUGCCGGCGUGCGACCUGAUCAGCGUAGAGAUUUUUAAACUAUUUGGAGAUAAGACGAAGUAG
Molecule: messenger RNA, 1269 nt
Organism: Mycena indigotica
Lineage: Eukaryota; Fungi; Basidiomycota; Agaricomycetes; Agaricales; Mycenaceae
Product: NAD(P)-binding protein
Exons: 10
Coding region: 1-1269 (422 amino acids)
Cellular component (GO): cytoplasm
Molecular function (GO): oxidoreductase activity, acting on the CH-OH group of donors, NAD or NADP as acceptor
Source: RefSeq, a predicted model, not a curated record